UCUCUUGCUCACGCUCAUAGUGUUUCAUACCCACUCUGUGUAAGUCUCUCUAUCCCCUCUAGUUAAUUGGAGGUUAUAACCUUCUCAAUGUGUAUAUCGUCGUAUAUAGAAAGACCAACCCAAACCCUUUUGGAUAAUUCAUUCUUUGUUUCACUCCUUAUAUAUAGGUUGGGUGGAUUGAUUGAUUUAGGUAGUGUCGGAUAAGGUGAAGCUGAUUAAACCAGAUGCAAAGUUUGGUUCAGUUUUACUUGUUUCUUAUUUGUUUUUCUGCUGCUCUUGAGUUUGUUCAAAAUUUUCUGGGAUUCUUUGGGAUGGAUUUUGUGUUUGGGGUUUUGUUGUACGGUCGUUUCUCGCCGCUUUUUGUGUCAGGGUUGUCUCUCAUGUUCGGGUUUGGUUUGUUAUACCAUUACAACUAUUUGAUUAAAUUCCUAUGUGACAAUAGAGCGAAAGCCAGUGACUUUAGUAAUGGGUUUUGCUCAAAAUGCGGUUCUCAUGAAGUUUGUGCUUCAAAGGCCGUGUCUUGCAAAUCUGAACCACUGAAAUCAUUGGAGAAUUUACAGUCAACAAAUGCAGAUGGUUUUCUGUUAACCAAAAUUGUCAAGGCAAAAGAUGCAAUUGAAGGAAAAGAUGAUGAUGAUGGUGACAAUGAUGAUGAGAAUGUUUGUUGUAAGGAGGAUGAAGUGUUUGAUGUUCUGUCAUUGAGGCAAUUGGUAAAGAUUGAGCGCCGGCGGGGGAAUGAGGCACGUGCAGAACUCGAGAAGGAAAGGAUGGCUGCUGCAUCUGCAGCUGAGGAAGCAAUGGCCAUGAUCUUGCGUCUUCAGAACGAGAAGAGUUCUACUGAAAUCCAAGCUAGUCAUUAUCGCCAGAUAGCUGAGCAGAAGCAGCAAUAUGAUGAAGCAGUGAUUCAGUCCUUGCAGUGGAUUAUAAUGAAACACGAAUCUGAGAGGAGUCAAUUGGAAGAGCAACUAAGACUGUGCAGGCAAAUGUGCAAUGGUCAGUCUGUGGAAGGUGAUCCAAGUAAAAACCUGUUCGAUUCCACCAACAUGGAAGAUGAUGGCCUCGAAGAUGUCUUUGGUGCACAUUGUAGGUAUUUUGAAUACGAGUAAUGCUAGAAGAAUCACAUUUAUGAACUGCAUUAUGGAUUUAGCUUCUUCUAUAAACGGAGGUAGGACCCACUUGAGCACCGACAAAUCAUUUUUUCGGAUGAGGUGAGUGACAUGGAUGAGUGAGUACAAAUGGAUAUAUGACGUCUGCAAUGUGAUUCAUAAAUUUGCUAGAAUUAAUAGCUAUACUCUUCUUGAAGCUGUUGGAAACAUAUUGAAUAAUGCAUUGAUAUAGCUUGGUUUCGCUGUUCAUUUGGGUUCAGUAGAAGUGAGUAGUACAACCAGGUUUAUGAUAUUGCAGGGAAGCCCCCCAUAUAGGUAUGACAUAAUGUAACUCUCAUGUUUAUGAAUUGAAUAAAAAGAGCAGGAAAUGCUGCUA
Rosa chinensis is the source of this 1482-nucleotide messenger RNA. RefSeq names its product protein FLOURY 1-like. NCBI's taxonomy places the organism in Eukaryota, Viridiplantae, Streptophyta, Magnoliopsida, Rosales, Rosaceae. Bases 225 to 1106 code for a protein of 293 amino acids. The transcript has a single exon. The record is from RefSeq and is a predicted model, not a curated record.